Molecule: messenger RNA, 270 nt
Organism: Trichomonas vaginalis G3
Lineage: Eukaryota; Parabasalia; Trichomonadida; Trichomonadidae
Exons: 1
Coding region: 1-270 (89 amino acids)
Source: RefSeq, a predicted model, not a curated record
AUGAAUGCCAGAAUAAGUUUGGACGAGAAGUUAAUUACAGACAUCACUUCUUCAAUUAGCGAAGUUGUUGACAAGACUAACGUCUUCGUGACAAUGGUCAAACAAUUUCGAGCUCGAGUGAGGAAGAUCGAAAUCAAAGUUUCUGGAGUCCCAGAAAUUAAAGAAGAAGAUGAUUUUGAAGAUACAUUGUUGUUAUCCAGAAACAGACACAAAUUAUCAACGACACAAUCCAAAAUAUCACUCAAUCACAACAAAUUUCUGAAUCACUAA